GUUGUUUGUGAUGUCUGUUAGUGUUAGUACAAUUCAGGCAAUUUUUCCUCUCAUGCAUUAGUAUGUGUGGUAUUGACGUUUGUUUGUUUUGGAGUCAAUUCAGAAGUCGCAAGUGAUAUGGAUGCCGAAAUUUUUAUUUCGCUGCUAUGGAACAAGUUAAGUGAUGAACCUUUCUGAUCAAAGCGAAGCAAUGGUCACAGGCGCACGAGGGCAUCAUGGAGUAUAUUGCCAUGGAUUGUGUUAUUAUCGACAACUUCCCUUAUUCGAAAUCAGUAUUGAUCGAGAUCAAGGAUGUGAAACAAAUUUCCAACUGGUUCAUCAAGGACAAAAUUUUGAGCGACUUCUUCGAGCUGAAUGUGAAGUUCGACCUGACCCGGAACACGAUCGACGAUGAGGUGUCCGCAACUCGACUCGAGGAACUCAAACCAAAACUAUCCGAUCUGUGCUCGGCGAUCAAGAUGUUCCCCUGUCCGACACAAAAGGUAUCGGUUCAGAUAGAGCGAAAUCACCCAGUUGUUGGCAUUUCUGAUUCGUCAUUCAUCGCCCAGGAUCCGCUAAUUAACAGCUGUGCGUUGAAGCGAAAUGCGUUCGAGAAGCUGUCCUUGCUCCAGGAGUACGUGCACCAGGAAUUGCGACAUAUGUAUGCUGAGCGCGUUUCUGGACGAAGAGAUAGUGAGAUAGUGUUUGAAAGAAAAUUACUAUGUAAUUUUAAUCGUAAGAAUAAUUACUGCAAUGGUGGAAUAAAAUAGACAGUCUAGAAUGGA
Messenger RNA from Toxorhynchites rutilus septentrionalis, 764 nucleotides. Its product is annotated as nuclear pore complex protein Nup98-Nup96-like. The record is from RefSeq and is a predicted model, not a curated record. Bases 216 to 749 code for a protein of 177 amino acids. The transcript is spliced from 3 exons. Lineage: Eukaryota; Metazoa; Arthropoda; Insecta; Diptera; Culicidae.